Malus domestica (apple) is the source of this 1348-nucleotide messenger RNA. RefSeq names its product bax inhibitor 1-like. The record is from RefSeq and is a predicted model, not a curated record. Lineage: Eukaryota; Viridiplantae; Streptophyta; Magnoliopsida; Rosales; Rosaceae.
GACGGAGGGCCCUAUAAAUUCCACAUCCCCGUCCCGCACCCGCUUUCAAUUUCCCACUUUUUCUCUGCAAAUUUUCUCGCUCGCUCGCUCUUCCUUUCUUGGCUACCAAGCAACUAUGGAUGCCUUCACGUCUUUCUUCGAUUCCCAAACGUCUUCGCGAAACCGCUGGGCUUCCGAGUCUCUCAAGAAUUUCCGUCAGAUCUCUCCCGUCGUUCAGAAUCAUCUCAAACUGGUCUACCUCACUUUAUGCUGCACCCUGAUUGCAUCAGCUGCAGGAGCCUACCUGCAUAUCCUGUGGAAUAUCGGAGGCAUGAUCACCCUUCUUUCUUGCAUUGGAUGCAUGGUGUGGUUACUCUGCACACCAACCUAUCAAGAGAAGAAGAGGGUUUCUCUACUGAUGGCCGCUGGUCUCUUUGAGGGGGCUACUCUUGGGCCUUUAAUUGAACUGGCCAUUGAGAUUAACCCGAGUGUCUUGAUCAGUGCAUUUGGAGGAACUGCUCUGGCCUUUGGCUGUUUCUCAGCAGCAGCCAUGUUGGCAAGGCGCCGGGAAUACCUUUACCUGGGGGGUUUGCUUUCUUCUGGCCUUUCUAUGCUAAUCUGGUUACAGUUUGCUUCUUCUGUCUUUGGGGGUUCUGCAGCUCUUUUCAAAUUUGAGCUGUAUUUCGGGCUUUUGAUUUUUGUGGGCUACAUGGUAGUUGACACCCAGGAAAUGAUUGAGAAGGCGCACCAUGGUGACCUGGACUAUGUGAAGCAUGCCCUGACCCUUUUCACUGACUUUGUUGCUGUGUUCAUCCGUAUACUGGUUAUCAUGUUGAAGAACUCGGCCGAGAAGAAUGAGAAGAAGAAGAAAAGAAAGGAUUGAUGCUCCUCCUGUAACCCUGGUGAUGCAAAGCAAUGCAAAAUGAGAUCGUCACUUGUCUAUAUAGAGUUUUCCAUGUGACCUCAAAAACAAAAUGUGUAGUUGAUAGUGAUUGUCUAGUGUUGCUGCCGUUAAACUUCUACUUACUGUUUUGAAUGACAUCGUUUUAAUUCGUGACGAAGUUUAUUGUUGUGUUGUGUUAAUAAACUGGCUAGCUCCUCCAUCUGCACUACCUGUUUGGUGGUAUAGCAGGUUUCCAAGUUGCGAUUUUGAUACUUCCGAGUCCAUGGAACGAUUUUCGCCACAUCCAGUAGUUAGAGCGUGGGCGUAGCGAAAAUCCGGAUUUCGCAAGACUCAAAUUUUACGAUGAAGAUGGUGAGCAGUAGUGAUUUAUAUUAUGAAAUUUUACGAUGCCCUGUUGUCUUUGGGAGAUUUCGCAAAUUUGUUGACACUAGUUAUGGAAUAGCAUGUAACAGUACCUAACUUUAA